Molecule: messenger RNA, 1608 nt
Organism: Kwoniella shivajii
Lineage: Eukaryota; Fungi; Basidiomycota; Tremellomycetes; Tremellales; Cryptococcaceae
Exons: 11
Coding region: 1-1608 (535 amino acids)
Molecular function (GO): oxidoreductase activity, acting on the aldehyde or oxo group of donors, NAD or NADP as acceptor
Source: RefSeq, a predicted model, not a curated record
AUGCUGGAGACUAUAGACUCAUUCCCAGCUAUAGUUCAACCAUGGCUCAUCUGGUUAUCACAUCUCACUUUAGGUCAUAUCUGGAAAACGAUUUAUAACCCUCCUAACAAAAUAAAUUUGACUAUCGCGUUGAUUGUCAUUUCCAUAAAAAUACCCACAUAUAUAGAGUCAUUCAGAACAUGGAGACAAAGUAGGAGAGUAGUUUCAUUCAGAUGGGACCUACCUAAGGAAGCCUAUAAAUUCUGGAGAGGAGAAAUCAUCCAGAAUCCCUCUUUAUUCUCUCAUCAGCAAGAUGAUAAUUUGUUACCUCCUGAAACUGGAAAAACAGGUGAAACAAGGGAUCACAUAACAUGCUAUGACCCAUCAACCGGAUACCACCUUCUAACACUACCUCUUCUCUCCGAGUCCGAAGUAUCAGACCAAAUUGCCAACGCUCAUGCUGCUCAACCAGGUUGGGCCCAAACUACUUUCGCUCAACGUAUAUCCUUCUUGAGAAGUAUAAAAGCCUGGGUACUGAGAGACAUGGAAGGAAUAGUAAGAGUAGCAUGUAGAGAUACAGGUAAAACAGAGGUCGAUGCUGUAUUUGGAGAGAUAUUGACGACUCUGUCGAAACUCGAUUGGUUAAUCAAACAUGGCGAGAAAACCAUAUCACCUUCUUCCCGACCUGGAAAUAUACUGUUGGCGCACAAGGUAUCCAAAGUUCACUAUUCCCCUUUGGGUACAGUCUUGGCAUUAGUUUCGUGGAAUUAUUCCUUCCACAAUGCGCUUUCUCCAAUACUCGCUUCCCUCUUUGCAGGGAAUACCGUCGUUAUCAAAUGCUCAGAACAAGUAGCUUGGAGUACUCUAUGGUUCAUAGGAGGAGUCAAAGCUUGUCUGAAGGCUUGUGGAUUAGACGAAGAUGUCGUGCAAUUGGUUAUUUGUUUGCCGGAUGUAGCGGAGACGAUUACAAGGAAUAAGCUGAUCAAACAUAUCACUUUCAUUGGCUCGGAGCCAGUGGGAAAGAAGGUCGCGGCUGCAGCUGCCGAGAUUAUGGUGCCCACUUGCAUUGAGCUUGGUGGGAAGGAUCCUGCGUUCAUACUGCCAGACACCGAUCUGGACUUUUACGCUAGUACCUGGAUGAGAGGUGCAUUCCAAUCAGCUGGGCAAAAUUGUAUCGGCAUUGAGAUAUUCCUCGUUCAUCGAUCGCAGUAUCCUCGAUUCGUAGAAAUAAUGACUCCUCGGGUCCGUUCCCUAAGGCCAGGCAUCGAUGUUGGUUCACUCAUAUCUCACGCAGCCAUUGCUAAACUCGAAUCGAUCCUUUCAUCAGCUGUGAAGAGUGGUGCUCGAGUACUGGCAGGAGGGAAGGUUCACAAUCAUCCUGAAUAUCCUGAAGGAGCUUAUUUCGAACCUAGUCUGAUAGUGGAUGUCACCAUGGAUAUGGAAACUGCUCAAGAAGAGCUAUUCGCUCCUGUCAUGACGGUCAUACCGUAUGAUGAUGUCAAUGAAGCUGUCUCAUGGUUAAAUCAAAGUAGAUAUGGGCUAGGUGCUGGAGUAUAUGGGAAGGACAGGAAAGAAUGCAGAAGAGUGGCUGGGAAAUUGGAAUGUGGAAUGGUGGCUAUCAAUGAGUGA